Sciurus carolinensis (gray squirrel) is the source of this 5261-nucleotide messenger RNA. It is a transcript of the gene Adra1d, whose product is annotated as adrenoceptor alpha 1D. The record is from RefSeq and is a predicted model, not a curated record. NCBI's taxonomy places the organism in Eukaryota, Metazoa, Chordata, Mammalia, Rodentia, Sciuridae. The coding region runs from base 809 to 2521 and encodes 570 amino acids. Gene Ontology annotation, molecular function: alpha1-adrenergic receptor activity. Gene Ontology annotation, cellular component: membrane. The transcript has 2 exons. Gene Ontology annotation, biological process: phospholipase C-activating G protein-coupled receptor signaling pathway; positive regulation of cytosolic calcium ion concentration; adenylate cyclase-activating adrenergic receptor signaling pathway.
CGCCGCGACACUGCACGGUCCAGUCCGCAGUCCGCAGAUCCCGGGCGCUUGCUGCUCUCUGGCGGCGGGAGUCGGGAGUCCGGAGUCCAGGAACCGGGAAAUCGCGCCUUCUAAGCUCCGCGCGUCCAAGGGCAAGCAGUGAGUGACCCGGAGACUGGAGAGAGGGAGCGAAGAAGAUGGACGCGGCCGAGGGCUGAGGGCAAAGGGGGAGGGGGUCCAGAAGAGGAGCCGGAGAGAACCCGAAGGGAACAGCGAGGGCAGAGAGCUCUUGUGGCACCAGCGGUGAGGCGUAGGUGGCGAAGCACAGGAGCCGGAGCGCUUGCCAGCACAGCAACCCCUCCGGACCUCCGCACACGCGGUCUCCUGGAGUCCAGAGCCCCUUCUCCCAGGGAGCUCGGCGCCCCCUCUCUCCGCGCCGGCCGCCCCCUCCUCCCUCCACGCGCUGCCCCUCCUCCGUCCCGCCCCCCGCGCGGAGUUGGGAGCGCCGCAGUGGCCACUGCCUGCACCGCCGGGUCCCGGAGCCGCCGCUUUGCCCGAAUCGCCUGGGCAAGCUCAGAGAGCAGCGCGAGUCACCCGCCCAGACUCUUUGGUCCAACUCCACGGCCGGCCUCGGGGAGCCCCGUUCGCCUCCGGGCCUGGCAUUCCGCUCUCCCGCUGCCACGCUACGCAUCACAGGAACUUGGGCAGGACCCAGACGGGACUCGCGCGCGGGGCUGAUCCCGGAGCCCUGCGGCUAUGCCCUCCGGCCCCCUCCCUGCCAGUCGCUGGUCCUGCAUCUCGGCAAGGCACCCGACGGCUGCGCGUUGAGAUGACUUUCCGCGACCUCCUUAGCGUCACUUUCGAGGGACCCCGCCCGGACAGCAGCGCCGGGGGCUCCAGUGCGGGUGGCGGCGGGGGCGGCACAGGCGGCGCUACUGCCUCGGAGGCCCCAGCGGUGGGCAGCGUUCCGGGGGCCACGGGCGGCAGCAGCGGCGUGGUGGGAGCGGGCGGCAGCGAGGACAACCAAAGCUCCGCGGGGGAGCCGGGGGGCACGGGCGCGGGUGGCGAGGUGAAUGGCACAGCGGCCGUCGGGGGGCUUGUUGUGAGUGCGCAGGGAGUGGGUGUGGGUGUCUUUCUGGCAGCCUUCAUCCUCACCGCUGUAGCGGGCAACCUGCUUGUCAUCCUCUCGGUGGCCUGCAACCGCCACCUGCAGACGGUCACCAACUAUUUCAUAGUGAACCUAGCUGUAGCCGACCUGCUGCUGAGCGCCACCGUUCUGCCCUUCUCCGCCACUAUGGAGGUUCUGGGCUUCUGGGCCUUCGGUCGGGCCUUCUGCGACGUGUGGGCCGCCGUGGACGUGCUGUGCUGCACGGCCUCCAUCCUUAGCCUCUGCACCAUCUCGGUGGAUCGGUAUGUGGGCGUGCGACACUCACUCAAGUACCCCGCGAUCAUGACAGAGCGCAAGGCGGCCGCCAUCCUGGCGCUGCUCUGGGCCGUAGCCCUCGUCGUGUCUGUGGGGCCUCUGCUGGGCUGGAAGGAGCCGGUGCCCCCGGACGAGCGCUUUUGCGGCAUCACGGAGGAGGCAGGCUAUGCCGUCUUUUCUUCGGUGUGCUCCUUCUAUCUGCCCAUGGCAGUCAUCGUGGUCAUGUACUGCCGCGUCUACGUGGUCGCGCGCAGCACCACGCGCAGCCUCGAGGCGGGCGUCAAGCGUGAGCGGGGAAAGGCCUCAGAGGUGGUGCUGCGUAUCCACUGUCGUGGUGCGGCCACCGGCGCAGACGGGGCGCAUGGGACUCGGAGUACCAAGGGCCACACCUUCCGCAGCUCGCUAUCCGUUCGCCUGCUCAAGUUCUCCCGCGAGAAGAAGGCAGCCAAGACGCUAGCCAUCGUUGUGGGUGUCUUCGUGCUCUGCUGGUUCCCCUUCUUCUUCGUCCUGCCCUUGGGCUCCCUGUUCCCGCAGCUGAAGCCAUCGGAGGGAGUCUUCAAGGUUAUCUUCUGGCUCGGCUACUUCAACAGCUGCGUGAACCCGCUCAUCUACCCCUGCUCCAGCCGCGAGUUCAAGCGCGCCUUCCUCCGCCUCCUGCGCUGCCAGUGCCGCCGCCGCCGACGCCGUCGUCCCCUCUGGCGCGUCUACGGCCACCACUGGAGGGCUUCGACCAGUGGCCCGCGCCCCGAUGGCUCCCCCAGCCCGAGUGCCGCGCCCCCCGGAGCGCCGCUGGCUCUCAUAGCGCCCCCAGCUCCUGACUGCUCAGGCACGGACGAGGUGCAGGCUCCAGGCUCUAGCCGUCGAAAGCCGUCCUGCGCCUUUCGCGAGUGGAGGCUGCUCGGGCCGUUGCGGAGGCCCACCACCCAGCUGCGGGCCAAGGUCUCCAGCCUGUCACAAAAGAUCCGCACCGGGGGCGCGCAACACGCAGAGGCCGCGUGUGCCCUGCGGUCGGAAGUGGAAGCUGUGUCCCUAGGCGUUCCCCAAGAUGUGGCGGAGGGCGCCACCUGCCAGGCCUAUGACUUGGCCGACUACAGCAACCUCCGGGAGACUGAUAUUUAAGGACCCCCAAGCUAGACUGGGGAAUGUGCUGAGGGUGGGAGUAGGGGCUUUGUGGGGAGGGAGGCUGGGUUUGUUGGCGAGGCCUGGGUGGAUCAAGGACUCAAAAAAUGUUCAGGUUGGGUGCUUCUGUGGCAUCCCAGAGCAAGCAGGGCUGGAGCCCUUGAAGGGUGGGGAGUUAUGGGGCCCCCUGCUGGACACAGGUGCGCAGAGCUCUUUUCCUAGGAGGGAGGGGCUGCAUAUCUGUGAUGCCAUUCGCACCCAAUUCCUGUUUUAUAAACUAACAGCCCCACCUGCCCUGCCCUGACUUGAGUAGGCAGCCUCAACUAUGGCCAGGCAAGCCCGUUCCUCCUCUUCGAGAGGAAGAGGCACCAAGGUCUUGCGUGACUGCCCCCAGGGGAAAGGACAAUGGGGUCAGGGCUCCUGGAUGGGCAAUUUCUCCUUAACUGCCUACUGGCGGGACCCAGUGAACCUACCACCACUGCUGGCAAGCUUUGGUGGCAUAUUGGAUGACUGUCAUACAAACCCGUUGUGUUUUGCCCUGGAACCACUACCCCCUCCACACGCUCCUACACUGGUCCAUUGCACACCCAUCACCUGGCUCUGCCCCUCAUUACUUCCCUUCAAGGGCCUUACUGUUUACACUCUGUACAUAGCUCAUUGUGCCUGUGCCCAUCACUUCUUGCUGGGAUUCUAAGCUGCCAACUGGGGAGAGCUUUAUUUGUCAUUUUGAAACAUAUUUAUUGGUAAGAGUACUUAUAUUUUGUCCAAAUUGUGCAAACUUUAGCCUAUAAUCCAUAAAGAAUUUUUUUCUAAAAUCCUUAGAAAUCCUUAGGUGCACAACAAGAUAGACUAGGUAUCUAUUUAUCUCUCUAGUUUCAACUCAACUGUCUCUUUAAUUGAUGACUACUGUCCUUUGGGUCUUUUAGCAUGACCAAAGGACUUGGGAGUUUUAUUGGCUUUUAAAAUUCACAUGAUUAAUCCUGGUAACCAAAUUGUAAUCAUAAGCACAAAUUUUCCCCUGAUGCAUCCCUGAUGCUUUGAGGGCCUCAGUGAGAAAGGUGGUCAUCAGUUAAAUGGGUAAAAAAAAUUGCUUUAUAUAAAAAGAUAUACAAGCCCACGUAGACAGGUAUACAUGGUUAGGAAGAAAACCCAUACCUAGCAUCAGCUGUUUGUUAGCUUUAAGUAAAAUCUCAUAUUCCCAUGGAUUGUAGGAAGUUCAGUCUUCAGCUAGAUAAUACCAACCACAUUUAUCCAACCAGCAUCAGAGUGAUGAUUGUGGCCAGUGAACCCUUGAAAGGAGCAAUGGUUAAACAUCACCCUGGGGUGCCUGGGAUUAUUCUGAAACUAGAAAAGUCACUGCUGAGCCUACAUGGACCAAUAUUGUGUGCCGGAAGUCUCUAUCUUGUACAAGGGAGGUAGUCUAUUCGAAAGGUCACCACAAUUUCAAGCCUUUGACAUCCCCUUUACAAGGUAAAAAGGCAGCCAACAGCAGGACUUGGAAGCAGAUAUUUCACAUGGUUGGUCUAUAAAAAGAUCUAGGCUUGCAGACCUGACCUUCCCAAACCCCCAGGCACAGGAAGGGCAGUUCAUAGCCAGUGCUGGGAGUAUAGUGCAUACUUUGCACAUAUUGCCACUGUAAAGCUGGGAGGCAUCCCUUGCUGUCUUCUCACAGAGGUAGGAGCAAUCUUUCAAAUCAGGGGUUGGAGAAGAGGCAGAACCCAGUGUCAAAUGACUGAACAUUGGCUUCAUGCACAGUGGUAAACAGAGUUCUGAGCAAGGUAAAUGCUGGCUCCCACACUCCAGGCUAGUUGAAUCCACAAGAGGUCAACAAUGAGGGCAAGAGAACAGAAUGGGAAGGAGGAUUUGGGGGGCCUCCCAGCCCUAUAUACCCCAAUGGAAGUGGAGGCAGGAAGAACUGAGGUCUUGCUCGGUACUUGUUCCAGGUGUGAUGAUCACCUGCAAAACAGUUCUUAGGUUCAAGCUUCAGCCCUGUCUCCUGGGCACAGCAGCCAUUUGCACCCAGCUGCCUCCUCCUGUACCCUCACACCAGCUACCAAGCCCACCAGAGGUGCAGGAGGGCUGCAGAGCCCCAGCGAGACCAUGCCAUAUAGCAGAGGCAUCCAGGGAUCUUGCUCUAAAAGCCAAUAGAAUGCUGCCACUGACCUUGCUCUUGGGACAUGUCAGAGGGUCAGAGAAUAGGCAAAAGGAAUGAAAGGAAUACCAACGCCCUUGUGGAAGAGGGAGUGUUGCGAGUGAUUUGGGAAUGCCUGGAAGAAAUGCAUUCGCAGCACCAUCUCCUGGGUCCCCAGGUGCCUCGGUCCCCCAGUUGGGACCUUAUGACUGAUUAGAGAGACUGUCCUGGGGCUGCACAUAAAAGAGGGUUAUUGCCUUGAGGGAAUUUCCUUUACGUGUGCUUCAAGGAUGGAUGAAGUCUGAAGGAAUCAGUGAGUGGGAAAGGGAUGAUCCUGUGAGAUGUGAUAGGGACAGAAGCAAGCUUCCAGGGACAAUGGCAUUUGCCUAAGUCCACCUCCCCUAUCCUUAGAAAGCUUCAUUCUUGCUUCCCAAGGGACGGAAGCUGCAGUCUGCCCUCCCUCUCUAGCAGGCUCCUGCCACCCACCUUGCCUUUCUUCUCACACUCUUCCAGGACCAGGGCUGCUUUUGCAAGUCACCUGGGACAGUUCCUUUCUCUGCUCUCCUCCACUAUGACUCUGCCACAGUCCAUGUUGAUGGCUGCACCAUG